AUGAGUGCAUCACACACACGCAUUUUUGCUCAUGUUUUGCGAAUUUAGAACGCCUUCCCAGUACUUCAAGAACCUGAAAUGAUGGUCAAGGGGACCUUUGAGAUGGAUCUGAAUAAAAUGGUCGUCCAAGCCGAUAAGCUAUACACAUUUGGAGAAGAUGGAAAUGUCUCCGUGUAUGAAACUCCGCUGGACAAAGGAGAAGAGUCUGCUGACUCUUUGAACCUGCAAUUAGUUCUUUCUGUUCACACCCACUCUUUCCUUGACCGAGGCGUGGCGGACGGAGCUGUCAGUUUAGACGGAAGUCAGAUAAUUGCGAUUGGGUUUGAUGGAACCUUCACAAGAAUCAGAUUAAUGGAUAAACCAAAGGAACCUAAUUGGGCCUUACUCGGGUUUGUCAAACCUAAAUUAUACGAGUACCAAAUGACUUCAUAUAAACGAGACCAAGAUCGCUUAGUAUCUGGGAAGAAACCACGCAACAGGUUGGAAAUGAUUAGAAUUCAAAUGGACAACCCCACCAUAUCUGCUUCACCGGAGGAUGAGGAAUUACAUGCCCUGAUAAGUGCCCAGCAGUCGGAAAGUGCAGCUCUUGCCAAUAAGAAGAAGAAGAAGAAGAGGAAAAGCAGGAAAGUUGUCAUUACGGGUGACGAAGAAGAAGAAGAGGAAGAUGAGGAGGAAUGGGUUUGCGAUGAAUGGUCAUCUGGUGAAACGGAAACUGAUGGCGAGCAUCAUUGCAAACAUUGGACUUCCACCUCACAGAGCGAGAAAACUCCAUCGGAUAGUCAAGAAAAGGACAAGAAAAAACGCCGAUCUCAAAUUCGCAAGGAAUUGGAAAGCGAAGCCGAGAAACUCAGAGAAGAGGCUCAGUCGCGUUCUCAGUCACAAUCACAAGAAGGGGGUGACGAAGGGGAGGCAAUAACGGAUGAAGACAUCAUGAUCCUAAUGCAACCAAAACUGUCCAUCAACGAGGCGGAAACAAAGGAGAAUGCAGAAGCACAGGCCAGGAAAAUUUUGGCCAAAGCAGAAAAGAAAUCUCGACGAAUGACCAUGAAAGCCAAGAAAAGAUACAAAAACGUCAAGUCAAAAAUUCAUCACCCAAAAAAUAUUAAAAAGGCUGCUGCCGAAUCAGAUGAAAAAUCAGAGGAACAUCAUUCUGCUCCGGCGAGUAUAGUUUCUAAAGAAGAGAGCACAACGAUGGAGGAAGAGGAUGAGACGGAAGACGAUGACGACAGUGAAAAAGAUGACGGAGGUUCUUCUUCCGGUGGAAAUAAUACGCAACUGAGCUUUGGGGGAAAACAUAGGAGAGAUAGGUUGAAAAACCAAAGAAAACUCAAGAUGGACCAAGAAGAAGACGAUGAUGUCGUAGAAGAACGCUUCCGAAAAGGGGGUGACUUUUUUGACGCCACAGAAUCCGUCAACAUUAUCCAGUUCUCGCGACCUCAAAACGAGACUGGAGGAGUCAUCAGAAUGUUUGAAGGGAUCGACCCAGAUGGAAUUUAUUGCGUCAGCUUUAACAUUCAAAGUGGUGAAAUCCCUGCUCCUGAAUACUGGUCAAGAUACGAGUACACUUUGCUGUAUCGACAGUUUCAACCCCGUUCUGCGAAGCUGCAAAGCGUUCUCAACAAAAUGAUGGAGCUUUUUGACACUGUUAUGAACUUGAAUAACUCAAGGGAGUCGAGAUUUCAAGUUCCAAUCACAGAGUUCAACUUGGAUGAUGACAUAGAAGCUAUUCUUCAAGAAAAGGGAAACAACUAUGCCAAAUAUUGUCAUGUCCAGAUGAUGGCAAGGAACAAGUUGAGACAUACUCGAAUUGAAAACUUUAAGAACUUGGUUUGGGACUGCUAUGCUCACAAAGGGAAAUUAUUUCUGGGUUACGAUUCACCAAUCAUAGUAGCAAAUUAUCCCCUCAAUUCUCACGAAAAGACUUUUGGAACGUCUGUGGAUCAGAGUCAGGAAGAAAGGAGGCUAGAACUGCGGAUCGAGUCUUUGGACGACGAGCUCGUAGAACUUGGAAAUCAUUACACUUUUACCAUAAUACAAUCUGAAAUGGAACACGUUGAGCCAGAAGCUCAAAAGAUGUACAUGAAAAGUAUGAUGAGCAUGGAUUUGGGUGGAAAAUUUGACGAAUUUAACGAAACGGAGGAUGACGAAGAAGAAGCUUUAAAAACAGUUUUACAAGAGUUGGGGCUAGGUGGUCGCCCAAAGAAGGACGGCAAAGGGUUGUCUCAACCCGAAAAAUCUGUUUCACUAUUUUCUAAAGCCAGCAAGGAAAAAGUUGGUGGAUCCGCGUUCGGUUCACGUUUGCCUACAAAGAAACGAGAACUUCGAAGUCAAGAAAGUACCCCUCGACCUGCCAGUCACACAAAGCAUCGCAGGAAGAAGAAGGAAGCCAAGAUAAGGCCACCCAGUGUAGCAAGACUCCGAAUGCAGUCAAGGCAGAGAAGGACCGAGUCAGAAAUGCCUAUUGCUGAAGAGCAGAGUGAAGCAGGAGGUGAUGAUGAAAAGCUUCAAAAGAAGAGGCUGGUUCAUAUUGGGUUCGCCAUGAGUGACUACAGUGGAGCAUCCUCGGCUGUGGAGGACACUGAGGACGAGUAUGAUGAUGACGUGCAAAGCGUAGCGUCCUCGGUUGCCCUGUCCAAGAAGGACAUACUGGAUACGAUUAAACCGAGCAAGGUGUAUAUUUUUGCCAGAGGUAUGUUUGGACCAUCGGGGGCAGCGGCAAGACGACGCAGCAAAAUGGACACGCUUCUUGGACCAACUCCUGGUCGGAAGAAGCGGAAGAAGGAGACGAAAGAAAAACAACCUGUUGUGGAACCCACAGCCCGACAACGACGCCACACCAAGAAGAUUAAGCCACUGAACGAAUUUGUUGUCCUCAGCGAGGAAGAGGGCGAGGAAGGGGAGGAGGAAGAGGAAUGGGAAGGGAUUGAUGAGGAAGAAGCAUUCUUGGACUUGAAAAGUGCCAGGUUUGCAACUAUGGAGGAAGAACAAGUAACACCAUACUUCAAUGUUCAACGCAUUUUUUCAGGAAAUUUGGAACAUGAAUUGGAGGACAUGCAUCAGUACAAACCGAAUCCGUAUCAGUACCAUCAAAUGGAAUUGAAAGCUCGACAUCACUUUGUUCGCCAAAUCAUGCUUGUCUCUGCCGACGUUUACAGACUCAAACUAUUUUUUGACGAGCUCUUUGACGAAGCAGGCAACUACAAGUCGGAAGUCUUGAGAAGAAUGCAGGAAAGGAAUGAGAGAAUACGAGAGAUUUACUACUAUCUUAAUUUGGACUUGGACAUUUUGGACGAUGUGAACAAUCCCAAAGAAGACCCUGGUGGAAUUUUUGUUGUGACUAAAGACGAGAUCCCCGUUGAAAAGUACUACACUGCAGCUCAAAAAGAACAACAAAGGCUGGAUGCUGAAGAGGCAGAACGUGCUCGUCAGGAGCUUGAAGUGAUGCGUCGUUGGGAGAUUGAGGAGGAGGAGGAGGCUGACCUAGAACGUGAGGAGGAAUUGGCCAUGCUUGCUGCUGAAGAAGCCGAAUUGGAGGAGGAAGAAGAAGAAGAAGAGGAAGCAGGCGAAGGGGAAUCAGAAGAAGCUUCUGAAGGUGCUGGCUCUGAAGAAGUCGCAGAGGAAGCGUCGGCUGAGGAAGGUGAACAUGGAUCAGAAGAAGGCGAAUGUGUCGAAGGGUCAGAAGGAAGUGAAGAGGUGUGUGGAUCAGUGGAGGAAGAAGAGGAGGAGGAGGAAGAGGAGGAGGAGGAAAUCAAUCCAUUACAAUAUUUGCUACUUCCGGGUGAGAAAAAAGAGGACAUUCUGCUCAAGCAAAUUCCCAAGCCGGCAUUUAUGCUGGAAAAGGGAAUGAUGGAAUAUACUUUGGAAGAAUUUAUGGCUGCAAGAGAAUAUCGUGAUGAAUGCGAAGUUCUGGAGAAGGAAAGGGCAAAAUUGACGAAAAACUUACAACAUGAACUGCAUACCCUCUACAAGGCAAAUGCCAAUGAUUACAACAGCAUAGAUCUACGACUCAACGAGUUGUUUAUGGCUAAAGUUCAGUUCCACUACAAUGUCCUCAUGGAAGAGUGCACAAUCAUGAGACUCGUAAGAUUGAUGAGAACUACCGAUGAUUGUCAAAAGGAGGAAGAUCGAGUAAACCUCAUGCUUCAAAAAUUACAAGAAGAAAUGAAAUCCACACAAAUGCUCGUGUCACAAUUGACAAUCAGAAAAAACGAGUGCAGGGAGCAGGAGAUGGUCAUUAUCGAACGACAGAACGAGUUGGAGAGAAAGUUCAGGAAGGACUUGGGCGACGUUGGACAUUAUUUGGCAUUUUUUAUGAAAAAUUACAAACGGAAACCCAAAAUCCAAGGGAAGAGCAUGGACAAGGCUGAAGUGUAUGAGAUGGGAAUCCACGCCCUUAAGUCGACAAAUCUUCGUGCAUUUGGGCGUGACAACGGGGAGCCGGCUCGUGCCGUCGUAAUGGCCCUAAUGGACAUUGAAGAUCCCAUGCUCAUCCCCAGUGGGUGUCCAAGAACCCAUUGGGACAAGUUUUGCAAACUUCGACGCAAAAGACUCAUUUGCGACUUUGAAAUCAAGUUUGAGCUUCUGGAAAUUGAGCACAUUUCGAAAGGAUUGCAAGAAUGCACUGAACGUGAAGAUAUGACGGCGAAAGCAAUGGCAGCCGUGCUAGCAAUUCUUUCUCAUCGAACGGAAAUGAGGAAUUAUUUAUUGUAUAAUACCGAAUUUCAGUUCAUUACUGGAAAGGGAAACGUAGAGAUUAAUUUCUGGGACGUGGAUGCACAUGAGAAUUCUGUUAUGACCCUAGCAAACAACAUAGAAAAGCUGAAUGCAAGGGUUGCAGCUUGCACAGAGCGCUACAUCAGAGACACGAAACGAUGUAUAUUUGUACACCGAGACGUUCGAGAUAUUGAAUGGAAAUUCAAAGUAGAACAUAGGACACGUCAAGAUUUAAAACAGCUACACCAUGAUGUCAGCAAUAGCAAGCCUACUAAAGAACUCCUUCGAGCCCAACGCUUAGGUGUGGACCUUGAAACGCUUCAUGAAAACCGCAUACAACGAGUCAAAAGUCUCCUUGAGGCUGCUGACAAGCAUCAACAGGCAUAUAUUGCCUCUAGGAAAAAGCUCAAAGAAAUGUAUCAACGCCAAAUGAAGCGUCAAGUAAAAAUUAACAAUAAACUACAGGAUUGGUUGGCUGUCGAAAAUCGAACCACGAGUCUGAUGAAACACACUUCCGUUUCAGCCACGCCGGAACAACGAGCUGAAAAGUACAAUGAACGAGUAUCAAAAUUCCUCGCAAAGGGUUACAUGAUCCGCAAAAUUCAUGACAAUUAUCAGACGAUCAACUACUUGGAAGCCGAGUUGGCUCGAUACUAUCAAAAAUCAUUUCCAUGCUUGUAAACUCUGGAUUUAUAACAGUUUCUAUUUUUAUACUACUAAUUAUCUAAAUGUAUGCUAUAAUAAAAGAUAUGAGAAAAA
Folsomia candida is the source of this 5472-nucleotide messenger RNA. RefSeq names its product trichohyalin-like. Gene Ontology annotation, cellular component: axoneme. Gene Ontology annotation, biological process: cilium assembly. Lineage: Eukaryota; Metazoa; Arthropoda; Collembola; Entomobryomorpha; Isotomidae. The record is from RefSeq and is a predicted model, not a curated record. The transcript is spliced from 22 exons. Bases 79 to 5394 code for a protein of 1771 amino acids.